Molecule: messenger RNA, 16807 nt
Organism: Aedes albopictus (Asian tiger mosquito)
Lineage: Eukaryota; Metazoa; Arthropoda; Insecta; Diptera; Culicidae
Product: spastin-like
Exons: 5
Coding region: 145-1749 (534 amino acids)
Cellular component (GO): microtubule cytoskeleton
Molecular function (GO): ATP binding; ATP hydrolysis activity
Source: RefSeq, a predicted model, not a curated record
AUUUUGUUUUUUUUUUCAGGCCAAAAAGAACUCGCUAUCGAGCUAUACCGAAAAGGCAUCCUAGAAUUAGAACGUGGUAUAGCGGUGGAAUGCUGGGGUGGCCGUGGAGAAGUAUGGGAACGUGCUCAACGGUUACAUGAUAAGAUGCAAACUAAUCUCUCCAUGGCGCGCGAUAGAUUGCAUUUCCUUGAGUGCAUGCUAGAAGCUAAAAAACUUGAAAUUGCCGAAACACAUAAAUUGGAAAGGUCCAACACGUUUACGAUAAGUGUGAACCCUCAUCCUAAAAGUCAUAAUCAUACGGCCAAACCCAUCACCAAUCAAAACCCAGAAACACACCAUAAUCGUGCACAAUUCAAAGUUCCAUCGGCCGUUAGCAGACCACGAGUGCGACUACAAGAAAAUCGUCCAAUGAUGCUAAACAGCGGUGUUGCAUCUACUACAACGAAUCACAAAAACGCGUCGGCUGAUUCAGACGCUUCCGGAAGGAAAUUAACAGUUGGUUACAAACGUCCGGGCAAUCUCGGGGUGAUGAACAAAUCUCAAACUCUACCUCGCAGUAUGGGCGGCACAAGAACCACCCCGACUGGUACUAGCGGAGGCACCGUAAACGGUGGCAUCAUGGGAGGAAACGGCUCUUCCGGUGGAACCACCGCAGGUGGUAUGCCGAAAAUUGUGCCAAAACCAGCAGCAACACCACCCGCUAUUCGACGACAAUUUUCCAUUCCUGGUAAUUCGCCAGUAAGGAAACCUAGUAAUGGCUACGGUCGAAGCGGAGGCAAGGACACGCCACCUCGUUCGAGAACGCCUUCUAAUAAUCCAUCCACCCAACAACAGCAAAUAAAUGUGAAAGGAGUUGAACCCAAACUGGUGCAAAUUAUAAUGGAUGAAAUUGUCGAAGGUGGUGCUAGAGUAGAAUGGCAAGACAUUGCUGGACAAGAAGUCGCUAAACAAGCACUUCAAGAAAUGGUGAUUCUACCAUCUGUACGACCAGAACUUUUUACCGGUUUACGAACACCUGCGAAAGGCUUAUUGCUUUUUGGCCCUCCGGGUAACGGAAAAACAUUGCUUGCAAGAGCUGUGGCCACCGAGUGUUCCGCCACCUUUUUCAGCAUAUCCGCUGCUACGUUGACCAGUAAAUAUGUAGGUGAUGGUGAGAAAUUAGUCCGAGCUUUAUUUGCGGUGGCAAGGGAAAUGCAACCGUCUAUCAUCUUCAUCGAUGAAGUGGAUUCACUGCUUUCCGAACGCAGUAGUGGAGAGCAUGAGGCCACUCGGCGUCUGAAGACCGAAUUUCUAGUCCAAUUUGACGGCCUUCCGGCAAACUCGGAAUCUGACAAAAUAGUUGUAAUGGCAGCAACGAAUCGCCCACAAGAACUAGACGAAGCUGCUCUGCGACGGUUUCCAAAACGAGUGUAUGUUACCCUACCGGAUUUAAGCACGAGAGAGCUGUUACUCAGAAAACUACUGGAAAAGCAAGGAAGUCCAUUGAGCGAUGCCGACAUGAAGCGUUUAGCAAUACUAACGGAAGGGUAUUCCGGGUCAGACUUGACAGCGCUUGCGAAGGACGCUGCAUUGGAACCAAUUCGAGAGCUCAACGUGGAAGAAGUGAAAAACAUGGACCCGACAAAACUGCGCAGCAUUCGCGAAACUGAUUUCCACAACUCCCUGAAACGGAUCCGCCGCUCAGUGGCACCGAACAGCUUGGCAGCGUAUGAAAAGUGGUUGCAGGAUUUCGGGGAUGUUACCUUAUAAGGCUGGCUGGCUCAGCUUUGCACCGCCAUACGUUUACUUCUAGGUUAUUAGUAAUUUGAUAUUUUUGUUAAUACACACAGUACUAUUACCUAUGCUGUGCAUACGCAACUACUUAUCAUUAAUUUGAGUCAUGCCGUUGUGAUUAACCGUAGGUAUUAUAAGCUACUAGAUUAUUCAACUGUCGUUUUCAGCUGUUUACUCAUAUAGCGAUAAAUCGAAUCAAAUAGCUUACUUUUUAUUUAGAAUGUUUACCGCUUUGUUUUUCAUAUAGGUAAAUAAUCAACCAUAACUAAACAUAAACAGAGCUCAGACAUAGUUGAUCCAUACUCGCGAGAUAAUUUUAAUAAAACUACAAAACGCUUUUGCUACAUAAUUUGAUUCAGUUUAUGUACAUAGUCAGACAAAUCGAUCGACGACCCUAAUUUAAGUGUAAAAUGAGCAACUGUAGAACACUAGUGUUACUGCGGAAAGACAUCAAUUUUACUUUGUACUGCUACAAUCCUCUCUAGUUGUUAUCUACUCAUUUACGGUGCUACAUAGUGUUUUUAUGUUAACUUCGAGUCUUGCUGUAAAUAUUGCAGCAUUGAAAGAGACACAACAAUUUUAACCUAGUUUUUUUUUACCGAAGCGAAGCGAAAACAAUAGAUUUGAACCACAAUAUAGCACAAAGAAUGGCUCUUUGUCAAAUGUGAUGAAUGGUGACUUUGAAUAUAUUAUAUGCUCGAUUAUGUUUUCUGUACGUAAUCGCGCAUGAAUAGGAAACCCAGCAAAUAUGGAAUGGACUUGAUGUAUUACGAAGAUCAGGAACCUGAAGGCUUUCAUCUAGUAUAACAUAAUAUUUCAGUACCUACCUAAGAAACACUUCUUAUAGUCCUUGUAACGAUUCUAUAACAUUCCCCAGAAAACCAUUCCCCAGAAUACCAAUCCCCAGAAUUCCAUUCCCCAGAAAACCAUUUCCCAGAAUGUACCAUUCCCCAGAAUGUACCAUUUCCCAGAAAUCCAUUCCCCAGAAUGCACCAUUCCCCAGAAAUCCAUUCCCCAGAAUGUACCAUUCCCCAGAAAAGCUUAAUAUACUCUGCUAAAAAGUUUAAUUCGAUACACAAACAGUAAAAUGUUGAUCAUAAUGAUAUGUCCCGGACAGACAUGUGAUACGACUAUGAUUCCUGUACAACGGUACGCAGUGUCAAGAAAAUUCUAACAAGACUGACUUGAACUGAGAGAAUUUUCAGUAUGACACUCAUUUCAAGCGCAAUUGUACAGUGAUUCUUGUAUCACAUGUGUGUCAUAAGUAUUAUAGGCAAGGAUUUUAACAUUAUAGUGUUAUUACGAGCAAAUAUCUAUUUUUUGUACGGUAUAUGUAACAAAUUAAGGUAAAAAUGUAUACAUACAUACAUAUCUGUGGUACUUAUCCAGUUGACGUCUUGACUAAUAAUAAUAAUUCCAAAAGCUCGGCCUACUUAUUGAUGUGCUAAACUACCACAUCUCCUUUUCUUUAACAACAGCAUUAUAAGUUUGGCGUUAAUUAGAAACGUGAAGCCUCAACCCAAGUAACAACUAAGCCGUAAAAAUUGGCAUCAAGUUGGUUCUAUAUCCACAUGAAGAGCAAUGUUAACAGAGCUCAUUAGAACUACAUCCUAUAAUAGAUCUGCUUAAAAGCCAAUUUUGGCGAAAUAUUCGGCUGAUAUACGGCCAGCUUCAAUCUGCGUACCGAGUCUCUGGUGAAAGAGUUGUCAAAAAUGGGUCAAGAAAAAAGAAAAAAAAAAAGUUAUUUACUUUCUUUUUUUCUCCGGAUGCUUUUCAUCGAAGUCUACUUUUCUUCGAUUUUUACGGCCUGAUCCAGAUUCGAUCUGAUGUCCUCGGGGUUGUUAGUCUUAAGUGGAUAUCGUCACGUUUCUCAUCUGCUCCAUCGAUGCACCAAGAGAUCGGUUUGCUCAGCACCGUAUUUAAGGAAAAGAAGGCAACAAGUUGGGACAGCAUUGAUGUUUCGAUCCGAAUGUUCCGGAUGAUCCGAUGUUCGGAUCUGAAAUCGGGCACAAUGUGGCCGCAUUGGAAAUAUAUAAAAUGGUUUUAUGGAGGGUGGAGAGAUCUGCAGGAGAUGCAGCUAUAGGGAAGUUUGGGAGGUUGACGAGGUUCCGUAACAAGAGGAAUAAAAAUGGGGCCCAUCGAUUAGUUUUGGUGUUCGUCUGUAGGAAAAACUCCACAGGUAAACAUCCGACGAGACAUCCGAUGCAUUUAUAUCAUAAUCGAGGAAGCAGCUAUACAUUUUCUGUUUCCAUUUAAUGCUUGAAGUGUCCGACGACAAGCUUCCACCGCCCUAUCGAUCGUACGAAAUUUCCGAGGAGAUAUUAUUGUUUUGCUUCGGUUCAGUUUUGUUUUGCUUGAAAUCAGCUUUGAUUGAUGUAAACGUCAUGCACGCCAAGCCUUUUAACAGCACUGUCAGGCUUCUUAUUCGGCUGAUAGACACUGGGUUUAUAAGCACUAUAGCAUAGCGUCAUAUACUAAUAUACGGCUCAUUUCAGUGCUUACUAUUUAUAAUGCCUGAGAGCAUUUGAAAAUUUCCUACUGAGCCUAUUGACACGAAAAAGCUGCUGUAUGACCUUUAGACCGCUUACGCUAGUGCUUAGUGGUUACUUGGGAACUUUUGAUGUAUUGCGUUUUAGCAGUUUUUUUUAGAAGUAUCCUUCGAAGACAGCAACGCAGUCACUAAUAGAAUCGCACGGAUAUUCGAUAGUUUGGAGCGUUGAAAACUUCAAACUUACAUGGGUGAGACAUUGAAUUCGAAACCGACUAUCGUCCGUUAGCCGCAAUCUUUAAGCCGAUGUCACUUUUUCUCAGUAGCAUCGAGAGAUGGGUGCGUAGACUACAACGCUACAACCGUUCGAAUUUAGGAAUGAACAUAUGCCCGAAAAGCAAAACUUAGCAGAUCUAUCUCGUCUCGAGAUUCGCCUUACUCAACGGAAAUCUUCGUUCCUGAGGCAGUCUACCUUAGAGGCAAACUUUGUAAUUUUGUCGCCUAACUCAACGGACAGAAGCCGUUCCUGAGGCAGUUCACCUCUAGGGCUGAACUUGGUAAUGAUGUCGCCUAACUCAACGGGUUGAAUCCGUUCCUAAGGCAGUUCACUUUUGAGUUGAACUUCAAUAUUUUUCGCCUGGCUCAACGGAUUGAAUCCGCUCCUGAGGCAGUUUACCUUUAAGGUGAACUUGAAAAUUGUUUCGCCUAACUCAACGGAUGGAAUCCGUUCCUGAGGCAGUUCCUUGCAAAGGAACUUGAACUUGGUAAUGUUGUCGCCUAACUCAAUGGAUUUAAACCAUUCCUGAGGCAGUCCACCUUUGAGGUGAACUUCAUUGUUUUUUUCGCCUAACACAACGGAUUUAAUCCGUUCCUGAGGCAGUCCCUUACAAAGGAACUUGUUAUUUUGUUUUCGAUUCAGAGAACCGAAGUUCGUUGCCUAGGCAACAACUUGUUUGUCUUGAUUUUGACUACGCAGGCCCUCAAAAGAACAUUCCAAAACGCAACCCUUACGUUUGAAGAAUUUGCCACUGCCUUGACCCACGUUGAGGUCAUUUUGAAUUCACGCCCUCUCUUCAGUUUGACUGAUGAUCCAAACGAUCCUAUGCCGAUUACACCAGCACAUCUGCAGAUUGGCAGACCUCUGCAGAGUAUUCCGAAACCGCUUUGCCAAGAUGUACCAGCAAAUCGGCUGUCUCGGUGGAGAUAUUUGGAUAAACUGAAGGAACAUUUCUGGAGCCGAUGGUCGCGGGAGUACUUAACAUCGCUUCAGACUCGUGGUAAAUGGACAUCCAGGGAAGGAUUCCUGUGUGCGAGUUGUAGACGUAAGGACUUCUUCCGGUAUCUUCAAGCGAUCAAUUUCCAAACUGGCUCCGCUACCAAUUGAGGACAACGAGAAUCUUCCAGCUUCACUUGCAGCACUUGCACGUCCUUCAACGGACAACGGAUCUUGAUUGUUUUUCAUUAUCUGGAUCCCCAAAACCGCUGAGAUGUCUUGCCAAUCACUCCGAUAAUCGUUUUUUUUUUGAAGGUUCAAAUAGCAAACGGGGUUCGUUCGUCGCCAAUGUGGUACUUAUCCAGUUGACGUCUUGACUAAUAAUAAUAAUUCCAAAAGCUCGGCCUACUUAUUGAUGUGCUAAACUACCACAAUAUCCAUAAAAAUAUUCUACAAUGGUUCAAACGUUUAAUUACCAUUGUACACAGUUGCAUGUUGAUCUUUAAACCUAUCUUGAAAGUUCACAAACUGUUAGUUGCGUUGCUAUAAAAUGUUUUAUUUUUGACAGAUUUGUGAAAAUUGUGCAGCACUUGUUUUACGAUGAAUAACGUUUUAAAAGUGAUGUGCAAAAUUUACAGAGAAAACGCAUAUUCUUCUGAUGUUGUUCAGUGUACAAGAUACUAAAGACUCAACUGACCACGUUUUUCUUUGCAAACGGUUGGAGGGAUCCAUCCCAAUGGCUGUUCCUAAUUAUUCGCUUCAAAGGCUCUUCAUUCAUGCGGUAUGAGAAGGGCUUUCAUCAUUAUUCCAAUACUAUGGAAUGGAAUAGAAAAAGUGAACAUUUAAGCAGUUUUAAUGCCAACAAUUCUAAAUAUUUUUAAUGAAGAAGGGAAAAAGUAUCAUUGUUUUCCUUUUGGCAUUCAAAAACCCAACAAUGUUCCUUCUUUUUAAACAAUAUUCUUCUUAAAAUUAAGGCAAUUAGUAAAAAAUUUUAAAUUAUAACUGCUUACAUUUUCAACAUAGAUUCUCCCUUCUUUUCUACAUAGGCUGUUCUUUCGAAUUGCACUUUUCAGGAAAUUAUGGGCAUUAUUACAACCACCGGUGUUAAAUUGCUGUUAUAUUUAUUAUAUAUUUUUUUUCAAAUUUCUUAACAUCUGUGCUUGUGGUGCCGAUUGUAACUAGCCUAAACAUUGUAACUCGAAAGAACAGCCUAUGUAGAAAAGAAAGGAAAAUCUAUGUUGAAAAAGUAAGCAGUUGUGAUGCCGAUAAUUUCCUGAAAAGUGCAAUUCGAAAGAACAGCCUAUGCAGCAAAGAAGGAAAAGUCUAUGUUGAAAAUGAAAGCAGUUAUAAUUCCAAUAAUUGUACCAAUUGCCUAAAUUCUAAAAAAAAAGCUUGUUUAAAAAAGGAACAGUGUUGGGCUUUUGAAUGCCGCAAGGAAAACAAUGUCACCACAGACAAACAGACGUAACACUUCGAACAUUUUUCGAUUUAAAUUUUAGUCUCGGAAAUAGGUUCGCUUAAUUCUAAAAGGAAUAAAUUUGGCCAAUCAUCAACUAGGUGGCAGUAGUGAGCAAACGUCAAACUCAAACAAAAACUAUGCGAGCGCCGCGAAUUGGCAGUUGGUCAACUCUCAAAUUUUCAAAUAAACCGUUAAAUCGAUGUACGAUGGCAAUUAUCAGAGUGUUACGUUUCCUUCUUCGUUAAAAAAAAAUGUUUGAGUCGUUAUAAGAAUUGUUGGCAUUACAACUGCUUAUAUGUUUAUCAAAAAUUUUCCCUUCUUUUGCAUAGGCUGUUCUUUCCAGUUGCACUUUUCAAGAAAUUAUCGGCAUUGCAACUGCUUACUUUUUUAACAUAGAUUCUCCCUUCUUUUUGCAUAGGCUGUUCUUUCGAAUUGCACUUUUCGGGAAAUUAUGGGCAUUAUUGCCUCCACCGGUGUUAAAAUUGCUGUUAUAUUUAUUUCAUAUUUUUUUCUAAAUUUCUAAACACCUGUGCUUGUGGUGCCGAUAAUUACCUGAAUAGUGUAACUUGAAACAAUAGCCUAUGCAGAAAAGAAGGAAAAACCUACGUAGAAAAUGUAAGAAGUUUUGAUGCCGAUAAUUUACUGAAAAGUUCGAAAGAACAGCCUAUGCAGAAAAGAAGGAAAAAUGUAUGUUGAAAAAGUAAGCAGUUGCGAUGCCAAUAAUUAUACCAAUAGCCUAAAUUGUAAAGGCAAAUCAUGCUUAUUUCCGAAAUUUUUCUUGUCAAAUAAGAAUUUUUGGCAGGAUGUUUCUUCCGGUGAUUUUUUACGAACAAAUAUUUGAUUUUUAGCUAUUAAUAUAAACCAUUCAGAAUUAAAGCAAUAGUUUUAUUUUUUUCUGGGGAAUGGUACAUUCUGGGGAAUGGAUUUCUGGGGAAUGGUACAUUCUGGGGAAUGGGUUUCUGGGAAAUGGUUUUCUGGGGAAUGGUACAUUCUGGGGAAUGGAAUUCUGGGGAUUGGUUUUCUGGGGAAUGGUUUUCUGGGGAAUGUUAUAGAAUCCUUGUAACAAGUAUCGGUUUGGUAACGGCCAAGAAUCGAGAAAAUUGUAUGUACGGUGACUUUGGGUAUUGUGAACCUGCCCAUGGGGGUUCUUCGUCAUGGGGAUUUUUGUAAGCCAAAUUGCCUGAAACUUGGUCGUAUUAUUCAGUAUCGGGUUAAGUACGGUUCCUUUGACCCGAUUUUCUUUUAUUUACAGAUAUUCCCCUAACAAGCCCAGGUUAAUCAUCAUCGUAUUAUUCAGUUUGACUGGGAAAAAUAUGAUGCCAAUUUUUAAUUCAAAAGGCUUAAAAAAAACCAUGACGAAGAGAAUAAUACUACCAAAAAUACAUAGGUUCCCCUAUUAUAUCAUUCAUAAAAUACGCAGCGUUUUAGGGGGAGAUUGAGUUAACAAGGCGAUAAUUGUAGUGUAUUGCACUUAUGCACGAUCGAUGAGCACCGUUGUUCGUACAUCUGCAUUUGGUUGCUUCACAUACGCACCCGACUAUGCAUACCUCUUAUGGUAUAUACUUUGGUUGCGCGCGACAAACUGUCAGGGAGGAUCAAAACAACAACAAGCAGUGAGAGGCUAGCAUCGGAUACGGACGGACAGAAUCCUACAACCUGGCGACGAGGAUAGAAAAAAAAAAAAUAGGAAAUGGGAGGUAAAUAUUCGAAAUACCACUGGCAGAAACGAAUGUUGGCGAUCGGAUUGGCACAGAGGUAAAGGAUUUGGGGCAAACCAAAGGAUAAGAUGCGAGAAUUUGGAAGGAUUCUCCAUGGAAAUAUAGUCACAGAAGGAAAUUCUUAAGACGCGAGAAAUGUGAAGAUUUCUCCGUGGGGUGGAACUUUGCGGGAAUUGGAGUGAUUCCCAUGGCGUUGGCGGAAAUCUGCAGGAUUUCCCCUGGUAAAAAAAAGCGAGAGUUGGCAGAAUUCUCCGGGGGCAAAGUUCGAGAGAAUCAGAGUGGUUCUCGUGGCGUUGGCGGAAAUCGACAGGAUUUCCCCUGAGUAAAAAAAAGUGAGAAUUGAUUGAGUUUCGCAUAUGAAAUCUGAGAAAAUCGGAGUGAUUUUAUCAGCGUGUGUGAACUAUGGAGAAACAGCAGGAUUUUCCAAAGGGAUGUUGCGAGAAUGAAAAAGCAUGGGCUUAAUCUGGGCGCUUCCAUGAUGAAAACGGAGGAGUUUCGGGCUCCCAUGACACGGGAUAGCUCUUUCAUGUGGUUGCGCAAGAUGCUGAAGAUGGAAAAGAGAGAAAACAUGAGUUUUGGAAAGAAUCGAAGUGGUCGCAAAGGGCCAGUGCAAUGGUCAGCUUAUUUAAAAAUACAACACGGCUGUCAACAACACAGCAGGAUCACGCUGCCCAGGUGCUGGAGUGGAAAUGAAUGGAGGUUUGCUUGUUCACAUGAGUUUGUCCAAUAAUAUAAUAGAACGAAGGGUUGAUAUCGUAGACGUCGAUACAUAUUGGAGAGAGGAUUGUUUUCCCUGGAAUUGAGCGGUACGGCCAUUUCCUCUCCAAGUGAUUGGUACACGAGUUAGUCGUAUUUGCAAACAGGCGGAAAAAAAAGAAUAGGGAGAGCUGUGACGAUUUACGCGGCAUCAAAUAGUAACGGAGCGUUACCGAGAGCAUCUAGCCGUAAAUACUAGCCGACAAUUUGAGAAUUUGAAAUUUUAUCCGUUGGACAUUGAGCUUUUUGGCUGUGUUAUAUUUUGGUAAAGAAAUUGUCUCAGGGGAUGUAAAAUGUAUGAAACGGUGUCUUCACUUGUAUAAAGUCGUGGAACCUCGAUAAUGACGUGAUUUCCGAGACUGUACAGAUAAGCAUGACUAUUUUGCCCAGGUGUGUUUGUGUCAUAGAUGUUUAUGGUCGGCUUAACGAGGUGCGACUGGGAUAGACAACUAUGAGAAGAGGAAUUGGAAAAGCUCUGCAGCUUUUGAUUUCAAGCAUGGCUUCACAAAGUAUUUGUGAAAAGUCCGAUGGCACUAUUGCAGCGAGGAAAAUAUGUCUAAUGUCUUGUGCGUAAAUGGUCAAGAGAGUGCAGGGCUAGAGGCGAGAGGCCUCCAGUUGAUACGUGUGGCCACGAGAUGGAGCAGUGCCUCUCAACUGCGGGUGAUUUGUUACAGAGCAUUCUCCAGUUUUGUUUGAAGAGUUGGACAAUGAAGUUGGUGUUGACCUAUGAUUGAGUCAGGAAUGGAGCUAAAUGAUCACAAACACAUUCAUCUGUGAUUGAUAUUAGAUUGUAAUCCAUCAGCAAUGAAUAUAAAGGCAAAACGAUUAACAUAUUCUUUAACACUGCACUCGACAAAGCGAAAAAGAUGUACGAGUAUCAGCGAUGUACAUAUAUGUAGUAUAGUGAGGUCAGAGACACGUGUUUUUGACAUAUCUCCAUUGCUUUCAGUGGCGCUUUUGUUUUGAUGGGAUAAGUUUACUUUGAUGGUUCAUUGAUACGACAUUCAAUGGUAAAUACCUACAAGAUUGUUGAUUGAAGGUCGGAGUGCUAAUGAUUGCUAGUGAUUCGUGUGUUUUGUUUCUAGCCUGCACACUAACUUAACAAGAUGUAUUCUUUACAUAUUGUUAUUGGUAAUUAUCGUCAAUACAUCAGUGAAAAGGAAAAUAAUGGUUCUUAUAAAAGGAAGUAUCCAGUUGAGAUGGGUAUAACAGCAGUGAUGGAGAAACUGAUGACCAUCACGAGAUUUACAUUUGAUUCAAUUUGUUUUACCACCUGUUCAAAAUGAUAAGAAACAAUAGGCAUCACACGAUCCAAGUUGCACCAAGUUUCAAUCAGGGGUUUCGCAAGCGGUAAGGUAGGCCUACUGUUUGCGAGCGUGUUAGUGUCGACUGGCAACGCGACCUGGGGCCUGGUCGAAUUCUGCUUGGAAAUCGGUUUGUGUUGCUGAUGGGGAUGGCCCGCAAAGUCGCAUUGUGUUUGGGAAGGCCCGCUCGAUGCAUGUUAGGUAGGCGUAGUUUGUUCGAGUUUGACGUGCCUAUACCCUCCCUGGUUUUAAUACCAAAAUUGCUACAAAUCAAAAGGGUAUACCCACAUAUGGGGUAUAGGUACCCACAUAUAUAUUGUUUUUUUUUCGAGUGGAAAAUAUUUCGUUUUAUCAUUCCGCAGGUAAGCGUGAUACGGUGAGUGGUGAUUGAUAGAAAACCGAGAGAGUAUUUUAUCGACAUUGAUGUGCGAAGUCAGAGUAAGAGGGACAUGCUUGCGAAAGCAGGGCAGGCUAAAUCAAGCAAUUCAUGGAUCCAUGUGUUAUACAAAGCGAAUAGAAUGUGGGACGUUGCAUUACGCUUGCACUUAUUCCCCACAAGUAUUGUUUCUGUACAAAAGAUGAAUUAACCUAUUUUGAGCUGGAUUUAGAAAAUUUUAGCUAAAUUAGCUGAUGUUCAGCUAGCAUUGUUAGUUUCGACAUUGACAAUAUCUUUCGUCUUGAUAGCUCAAUACGCAAAAAAAAAGGGGAGAGAAUUAAGACAAUGAUAUCCCAAGUAACCACUAAGCACUAGCGUAAGCGGUCUAAAGGUCAUACAGCAGCUUUUUCGUGUCAAUAGGCUCAGUAGGAAAUUUUCAAAUGCUCUCAGGCAUUAUAAAUAGUAAGCACUGAAAUGAGCCGUAUAUUAGUAUAUGACGCUAUGCUAUAGUGCUUAUAAACCCAGUGUCUAUCAGCCGAAUAAGAAGCCUGACAGUGCUGUUAAAAGGCUUGGCGUGCAUGACGUUUACAUCAAUCAAAGCUGAUUUCAAGCAAAACAAAACUGAACCGAAGCAAAACAAUAAUAUCUCCUCGGAAAUUUCGUACGAUCGAUAGGGCGGUGGAAGCUUGUCGUCGGACACUUCAAGCAUUAAAUGGAAACAGAAAAUGUAUAGCUGCUUCCUCGAUUAUGAUAUAAAUGCAUCGGAUGUCUCGUCGGAUGUUUACCUGUGGAGUUUUUCCUACAGACGAACACCAAAACUAAUCGAUGGGCCCCAUUUUUAUUCCUCUUGUUACGGAACCUCGUCAACCUCCCAAACUUCCCUAUAGCUGCAUCUCCUGCAGAUCUCUCCACCCUCCAUAAAACCAUUUUAUAUAUUUCCAAUGCGGCCACAUUGUGCCCGAUUUCAGAUCCGAACAUCGGAUCAUCCGGAACAUUCGGAUCGAAACAUCAAUGCUGUCCCAACUUGUUGCCUUCUUUUCCUUAAAUACGGUGCUGAGCAAACCGAUCUCUUGGUGCAUCGAUGGAGCAGAUGAGAAACGUGACGAUAUCCACUUAAGACUAACAACCCCGAGGACAUCAGAUCGAAUCUGGAUCAGGCCGUAAAAAUCGAAGAAAAGUAGACUUCGAUGAAAAGCAUCCGGAGAAAAAAAGAAAGUAAAUAACUUUUUUUUUUCUUUUUUCUUGACCCAUUUUUGACAACUCUUUCACCAGAGACUCGGUACGCAGAUUGAAGCUGGCCGUAUAUCAGCCGAAUAUUUCGCCAAAAUUGGCUUUUAAGCAGAUCUAUUAUAGGAUGUAGUUCUAAUGAGCUCUGUUAACAUUGCUCUUCAUGUGGAUAUAGAACCAACUUGAUGCCAAUUUUUACGGCUUAGUUGUUACUUGGGAUCUGUCUUACUAUAGUCACCGAACGCAAACGAUUGGUGAUGCGUGGCGCAUUCCUUUAUCUCUGGCGAAAACCACGUCAAUUGCUAUCGACUUAUAAAACGCAAAAAUGGCUUGAUAUAGAUUUGAGGUUUCUACAUAUCUAUGGAACAAGAACAUGGGCCAAUCUAUAUAUAUAAAAAUGAGUUUGAUGUACCUUUGAGGCAACAAAACUCACGAACGGGUGAACCGUUCAGCAUGACUCUUGCACGGUUCGAUUCGUAUUCAUGGUGGCUGUGUUUAUAUGCAGAAAAAGUUACGUAAAUCAUUUUAAAAAAGUAUGAAAAUUGUGAAAAUACUGAUUUUUGACGAGCCGGGAACAAGUUCAGCGUGAUCAAAAUUAAAUAAAUCUAGAGUGCGUUGCUGCGAUGACCUUACCAGUUGUCAAACCACCGCAGCUUGGCAAGACAAAGUUUGCCGGGACAGCUAGUACUUGAUAAAAAUGAUGUCAUCCUACGUUAACGUUACGCCAAUAAGAGGAAGAAAGUGACAUUCUUAUAAUCGCAUGCAGACUUGUUGCGCAGGGUGUUUCUAAGGGAUCUAUAUAUCCGAAUUGCUCAUUACUUGUCACAUUUUCAUAUUAUACUUAUGACACACAUGUGAUACAAGAAUCACUGUACAAUUGAGCUUGAAAUGAGUGCCAUACUGAAAAUUCUCUCAGUUCAAGUCAGUCUUGUUAGAAUUUUCUUGACACUGCGUACCGUUGUACAUGAAUCACACUCGUAUCACAUGUCUGUCUGGGGUAUUACUAAUCAUAGUGUGACUAUAGACCGUGAGAUGCUUAUGAGAGGCACGCUGUGAGGUCGGGUUUGAUUUGGAAUAAUCUACAGGGGUCAUUAAGUUUUUGUUGCUGAGUGAGUUUUGUAAGAUACACAUAUAUAUUAUUUAAUUGUUUAUGUAUUCAAGUAGGUCUCUAUGUUGCACUGACUCUGAACAAGAUUGCACUGAUGAUGGAUUUGUUGACUAGUGAUUCGUUUAAAUGAGCGAUUCAGUUCAAUUCACUGUUUGUACAUCUUCAUGUGAAUGAAAGGGUCUGAUAACAGUAGGUGAAGACCUGAUGGCUCGGUUAAAGGGACCAUUCCAAGUCAAAGAUCAACCUGUCUGAAAUAUAUCGUGUAGCAGUAUGUUUAAUCUUGUACCGUGGUGGGUGCAUAAUUGACCUUAUUGUACAUUGCAAACAGUACGUGUGAUUAAUGGAGGUGAUACAUAGUACUCGGCAACUGCUAAAAAAAUAAAAAAAGAAGGAAAAAGAGAGCAGUAGCUCUAGACUAAAAUGAACAUUGCAAAAUAAGACUGGGAGGUGUUUUAAUGAGAAACAGCUCGAACAAAGUUUGCAGCUAAUCACGGAUCUUACUAAAUAUGAAUUACCUCUCCUAAGAUGUUACGCAGAGUGCACCACGCUGGCGUAGUGGAUGUUCAGCGAGCCAUAUUGACCCCAACGUCCUACUUGGGUUAAUACAUUUAUCUUGAACGUGAGAUUAAUUCAAACCAUGAUUCAAUGUAAACAUGUUGCAACGAGCGAACGGCCGCUGUACAAGAAGAAAGUCUUUGUAAAAAAAAAUGAAGAAUAGGUAGACGAUAUUUUGAGUUAUGAUCAAACAUUCAGUUUGGGACUCGUUGUGUUGGCUAAGUUGCAGUUUUGGAGAAGACCAAGAGGUACAUCACGAGAAGUUUACCAUAAACACAAUAAUCAAGAAUGUACGGACAAAGAAAUGCGUCAAAUGCUUUGGCAAUAAACUUAUUCGCAUUUUUAUUGAAAAGGGGAGAUUGUAGUGUAUUGCACUUAUGCACGAUCGAUGAGCACCGUUGUUCGUACAUCUGCAUUUGGUUGCUUCACAUACGCACCCGACUAUGCAUACCUCUUAUGGUAUAUACUUUGGUUGCGCGCGACAAACUGUCAGGGAGGAUCAAAACAACAACAAGCAGUGAGAGGCUAGCAUCGGAUACGGACGGACAGAAUCCUACAAUAAUCAUUGAUCAUUAGUUGGGACACCGGAAUUUCGCGCUGCGAAAUUGAGUUACAGCCACGAAACUUAAUAAAUUCCGCGAAGUAUUUACCGCCAAAUACCCUACAAGUUCCCAUAAAUUUUAAUUUUCAAGCAUAAAUUGGCUAGACAAUUUCGAAAGUUAAAUUCCGUAAAAAAAGAAAUACGAAAAGUGGAGGUAAAGGUAGGUCGAAAGUAAAAAAAAAUGCUGCGUUGUUUGCGGAUGCUCCAUGGAGGCCUCAUAUAGCCGAAUCGGUAAACACGCAGAUAUUCAGCAAGACCACGCUGAAUGUGAUGGUUUCGAUUCUCGGUUGGUCCAGGAAUUUUUCGUCCUUGACUUCGAUGGCCGGUAUCUUUGUGAAUGUGACACGAUAGGGUAUCGCACCACUUGGGCGGUGGCUUCUAUAUUCGUCUGUUUUCCACUAUAACUCAGUCAAUUUUGAACCAAUUGACUUGAAAUGUUGUACACGGAUAGAUACUAUACCUAUUUCACUGCAUUCCAAAAAUUGUGUCAAUAGGUUCAAAUUUGACUGAGUUAUAGCGGAAAACAGACGAAAAUAGAAGCCACCGCCCAAGUGGCGUGAUUCCCUAUAUAAAGGCAAAAUUAUCAUUGGUAUACUAAAGAGAAAUCUCUUAGUUAAUAACAGUGGAAUUGCUUAUAAAACACUAAACAGAGUAGCAAACUCUGUCCGAAAUGGCAAGCCUACAUAAUCUUCUUCGGAAGUUUUCAAGUUCAAGAACGAUAGGAUUCAACCAAAGCGAGGACACGGAUUUCUGUGGUUUAGAGCUUUUAUACCCACGGUUCAAAUAGGAGCAUAAAAUUGAUUUUGACUAAAUAAUUACGAUAAUAAUCGUGUUUUAAUGUGGAUAAAUGUGAAAUGUGUAUUAUAUGAAUGAAAAUAUGAAUAUAAUGCACGUAUAGCAAAGCAUGCCAGAUAUACUGAUUAAUCGGUGUCACAAAUCAUAUUUAUUCUACGAGUCGAGUGAGGGUAAACGAAUCGACAAACCGACACGCAUAAUCGCAAUUUUAAUCUAAUGUCACUAGUCACGUGUCACAUUUUCAAAAUGACUUAGAUAGAGCAAAUACGCAGUGAUGUGUAUUAACUACACAGCGCAACAUUUUUUUGUCUCAAGAGCAAACUUAUGUGUCUCCGAAGGAUUUUGGGCCGCUGAAUUCGAAUCCGGGCUCAGAUUUGCUCUAACACGUCACAAUUUUGAGCUAUACCUAAAUUUAUAGGGCAAAAUAUGCGAUUUUGGGCUUUUUUGACUGCAAGCCAUUAAGCAAGGAAAUAUUUUUUUUAAGCAAUCAAAAGGUUAAUUGGUCAAUUAACAUCUAAAUUAACGACUCAUGCAAAAUAUUUCGUUUUACCUAAUCAAAUUUGAUAGAUUUAAGCAUUUUAUGUUAGUAUGAAAACUUGCAUGCAACUUUUGGAGGGUGACUUGUAUGGGAAAUAUCGUACCUAAUAUAAAUCGCUUAAAUCUAUCAAAUUCGAUUUGGUAAAACGAAAUAUUUUGCAUAAGUCGGUAAUUUAGAUGUUAAUUGACCAAUUAACCUUUUGACUGCUUAAAAAAAACAUUUCCUUGCUUAAUGGCUUGCAGUCAAAAAAGCCCAAAAUCGCAUAUUUCGCCCUAUAAAUUAAGGUAUAGCUCAAAAUUGUGACGUGUUAGAGCAAAUCUGAGCCCGGAUUCGGAUUCAGCGGCCCAAAAUCCUUCGGAGACACAUAAGUUUGCUCUUGAGACAGACAAAAACUUAAUUUUUGUUACGCUGUGCUAUGCAUAUCCUUCUAGUGAAUACUAUUUUGACAUCAGAAAUAUACUACCUGUGAUCGCAUGUGAGUCCCAUAUUUGCUGGGUUUUCUAUUCAUAUGAGACAGUUAAGCGGCAGUAUAGCUUAAUAAAAAUAUUUUUUUCAUUUUACGUAAACUACUUACAGUAAAAAAUAUACUUCAAUAAAUGACCCCAUUGAUAAAAACGAAAAAAAGUGUUACUUCUUCUUAAGUGGCAUAUUGUAUGGACGUAUCCCUAUUGUUUUCUAAAGCUUAAAUAAAAGACAGUCUAGCUGCAACAUGCAUGAAUUGCUAAUUGCGUAUUAUUUCUUAAACAGCAUAUUCGAAUUAUUAUCGUUUUGUAGUGAAGCUAAUAAGUCUAAGCCAUGGAUAAGGUUUUAAAGAAAUAUGACUACAAAUGAGAAAUAAUGAGCGUGAGCAAAGCGAUAACUUUGUACUGAGAAUAAAAGCUAAUGAUAAAAACCAA